UCCUCUAACCAAGCUGAAUAUGUUUGUUCUUACGUUUUGUGUAUUUGUCCUGUAUUGUGAUUUCAUGAUUGCAGCAACCCAUGCUGCAAAAUGCAGGUAUCCCUUUAAGAAGAUAGGGGACGGUUGUUACUUCAUAAACAGGGAGACAACAACGGCAGAUAGGGCAUUUGCUUUGUGUUUAAGGCGUGGUGCAUACCUCGCCAAUUUGGAGACGCUAGAAGAAGCCAUGUUGAUUAAAUAUGAACUUCAACAAAUGCAUAAAGGGAUAAGCUUCGUUGUCGGAGGUCGGAACAUAAACAGAUACGUCCCUGGUGGAGACUGGAGAUGGAUACAAAAUGGAAAAAUGAAAAAAAUGACGUACAAAGCUUUUGCCUCUGGUGAACCUAACGGCAGUCAUUCUAGUGAACAAGACUGCAUGCUGUUGUAUGCAGGAGUAGGACAUGACAUUUACGACAAUGCUUGUAAUCAUUACCUCAAUGGGUACAUUUGUGAGAUAUGAAAGUAAUAAACUUACUCUUA
This is a messenger RNA of Mytilus trossulus (common blue mussel), 519 nucleotides long. RefSeq names its product C-type lectin domain family 4 member M-like. The transcript is spliced from 4 exons. NCBI's taxonomy places the organism in Eukaryota, Metazoa, Mollusca, Bivalvia, Mytilida, Mytilidae. The record is from RefSeq and is a predicted model, not a curated record. Bases 20 to 499 code for a protein of 159 amino acids.